UUUAUAAAAGCUCGCCCAGUCUGCCAGUGGCCACCAAAACGAACGAAGCGAUCCAGCUCCUUGGAAGUUAAAUAUAAUUCAGCGCACUUUCUUGUUACAUAAGCAACGAAUAUGACGACCACAUAUGUCACCGGAGGCCCAGUGCCCAUCCAGCAAACCACCUACAUUAGCACGGGCCCCCAGCAGUUUCAGACCACGUAUGUGACCAGUGCACGGCAACCGCCUCCGCCUCCUCCUCCAGCGGCCACAGUGGUAAUCACCACCACAAACAACAGACGGUGGGCUAAUGGCGCCCAAACGCAGGCCGGAACAGCAGCCUCCCUUUUGUUCGUGUACGCUGGAAUGGACAUGGCUCAAGGUCUGGGCUGGAACUUGACCCAAAUUUUUUCCACCACCCUUGAGUUUCAGUACAGUUGGUUUAUUGGCGUCAUCAUUGGAACUGUGGUGGCCGCCGCAACAGCAUCCUUCGUGCCCAAAAUAGCGUUUUAUGGACUUGGUGGUGUGAUGAACCUGAUUGACGCCAUUAUUUUUGUGAGUGCUCCCUACGAGUACGAGUCAAUCCUGGCCGCCCGCUAUGUGGGAGGGGUGGGAAUCGGCCUAAUCACCGUGCCGUUCCUCAUCCAAAGCGCCGAGAUCGCUUCGAGUACGAACCGAGGAACCUGCUCCGCAUUGGAGCAGUACGGCCUGGCACUGGGAGUGGCCAUCCAAGUGAUCUACGACUCGCAGUGGACGCAGGACUUGGGCAUGUCCAUCAACCGGGUGCACGGAAUCUUUGGCAUUGUCUUCGCGGCCAUUGCACUGGGCAGCGUGGCCAUAGCGAUCGACUCGCCGAUCUUCUACAUCCGUCAGAACCAGGAGCAGAAGGCGCGCGCCAUUGUGAAGCAGUUGUUGGGCUCCUAUUGGUCCCGCGAGGCGGAAGAUCAGGCCUACGACGAGGCCAAGCUGUACGUGGUGGAGGGCAGCAGCCAGGGUGUGGUUGAGCAGCUGGGCGGGUCCGUGAUGCCCUUCCUGAAGCUGCUGCUCUUCCGCUGCUUCGUAGCCUUCACCUUCUCGAUGCCGCUGUCCCGUUCAAUGGAGAUGACCUCGUAUUUGGUCGAGGAAUCCACCUACUCGUGGCCCACAAUCGUGUUCGGUAUUGUCCGCCUGAUCGGAUCUCUGAUCACCUUCGCCGUGCUGGACACCGUGGGCCGCAAGUUCGUCUCGCUGCUGGGGCUCAUGUGCAUGGCCGGACUGAUGCUGGGCAUGGCCGGAGUAUACGGAAACUAUGCGCACAUGUCCGACUACUACUACAUGUGGCAGGUGUGCCGCCUGGGCAUGGCCUUCCAGUUCUUCGCCGGACUCUUCAUCUGCAGCUCGUCCGUCUACCUGGGCGAGGCCUUCCCCAUGCGCGUGAAGCCCUUCCUGAUCGGCCUGAUCGUGUGCCUGGAGCAGGUGGUCCACAUCAUUGUGAUCGUCACCUUCACCGCCACCGCCGAGUCCUUCUACAUCUACUUCGUGACCGUGGGCAUUAUCAUGGUAGUGGGUCUGGUGGCCUUUGCCGUCCUCAUGCCGGAGACCCGUGGAUUGACUUUAAGACAGGCGGGUGAACGAUUCCGACGGGUGCACGACGUCAUGGCUUACUAGGUGGCUGAUUUUUCGUUUUUGUAUUGGCUAGAUCAAUAAAAUGUUACUCAAUAAUGUGAAGAAUAUUGAUCGACUUGAGAAGUUGCCUAACACACAGAAUGACAGGGAAAUAUUCCGCAAGCAAGUGUUAAUUAAGUAAAUGAUAAUAGAUACUAAAGGGAAAAAUUGAAGAGCCAAAGUAAUAAAAGCUGUCGCUUAAGAA
This is a messenger RNA of Drosophila elegans, 1825 nucleotides long. RefSeq names its product D-xylose-proton symporter-like 3, chloroplastic. The record is from RefSeq and is a predicted model, not a curated record. Gene Ontology annotation, biological process: transmembrane transport. The transcript is spliced from 3 exons. NCBI's taxonomy places the organism in Eukaryota, Metazoa, Arthropoda, Insecta, Diptera, Drosophilidae. The coding region runs from base 112 to 1623 and encodes 503 amino acids. Gene Ontology annotation, molecular function: transmembrane transporter activity. Gene Ontology annotation, cellular component: membrane.